CGCGAGUUAGCCAGGGGGAAGUAACAGUAACGGUAACGGUUAAAAGGGUUGAUGGUAGGGGCAGAGAAGGAAGACGCGCGGCUUACGUGCUGACGUAAAGCGGUCGAAGUGGGUAUAUUUCGGCUGUACACAAGCUGUGUGUUUCGUAGAGUCGUAGUUCUGUGAGUGUGUGAUAUCUGGUUAAGCUGGACCAGCAUUGGGAGACUACGAGUUCUCGCCUCUCUUCAGGCAUGAGUCAUGUGCCAGUGGAUAAUGCGCUCGGUCUGGACCAGAAGUUGGCUGAUCUAGACCUGAACUCUGAAAAUCAGAGUGGAAGAGGAAGUACAGCAAGCAAAGGGCGCUAUAUACCUCCUCACUUAAGGAACAGGGAAGCAUCUAAAGGAUUUUAUGAUAAAGACAGUUCAGGGUGGAGUUGUAGUAAAGAUAAGGAUGCCUACAGCAGUUUUGGGUCUCGAGAUUCAAGAGGAAAGCCCAGUUACUUCAGUGAUCGUGGAAGUGGAUCAAGGGGAAGGUUUGAUGAUCGUGGACGCAGUGACUAUGAUGGUAUUGGCAGUCGUGGGGACAGAACUGCUUUUGGCAAAUUUGAACGCAGUGGACACAGUCGUUGGUCUGACAGAUCAGAUGAAGAUGAUUGGUCAAAACCACUUCCACCAAGUGAACGCUUGGAGCAGGAGCUGUUUUCUGGAGGAAAUACUGGGAUUAACUUUGAGAAAUACGAUGAUAUACCAGUAGAGGCAACUGGCAAUAACUGUCCUCCACAUAUUGAAAGUUUUAGUGAUGUUGACAUGGGAGAAAUUAUCAUGGGAAACAUUGAGCUUACUCGUUAUACUCGUCCUACUCCAGUGCAAAAACAUGCCAUUCCUAUUAUCAAAGAAAAAAGAGACUUGAUGGCUUGUGCCCAGACAGGAUCUGGAAAAACUGCAGCAUUUCUUUUGCCCAUCUUGAGUCAGAUUUAUGCAGAUGGUCCAGGCGAGGCUUUGAAGGCUGUAAAGGACAAUGGAAGAUACGGACGCCGUAAACAAUACCCAAUCUCCUUGGUUUUAGCCCCAACAAGAGAAUUGGCUGUACAGAUUUAUGAGGAAGCCAGAAAAUUUUCAUACCGGUCUCGAGUUCGUCCUUGUGUAGUAUAUGGUGGUGCAGAUAUUGGUCAGCAGAUUCGAGACUUAGAACGUGGAUGUCACUUGUUAGUUGCCACUCCAGGACGUCUAGUGGAUAUGAUGGAAAGAGGAAAGAUUGGAUUAGAUUUCUGCAAGUACUUGGUAUUGGAUGAAGCUGAUAGGAUGCUGGAUAUGGGAUUUGAACCGCAAAUACGUCGUAUAGUUGAACAAGAUACUAUGCCACCAAAGGGUGUUCGUCAUACCAUGAUGUUUAGUGCUACUUUUCCUAAGGAAAUUCAGAUGCUUGCACGUGAUUUCUUGGAUGAAUAUAUCUUUCUGGCUGUAGGUAGAGUUGGCUCUACUUCUGAGAACAUCACACAGAAAGUAGUUUGGGUCGAAGACUCAGACAAACGAUCAUUUCUUCUUGACCUCUUAAAUGCUACAGGGAAGGAUUCACUGACUUUAGUUUUUGUGGAGACCAAAAAGGGUGCCGAUUCUCUGGAGGAUUUCUUAUACCAUGAAGGAUAUGCUUGCACCAGUAUCCAUGGAGACCGAUCACAGAGAGAUAGAGAGGAGGCUCUUCACCAGUUCCGCUCAGGGAAAAGCCCAAUUCUAGUGGCUACAGCUGUGGCUGCAAGAGGACUGGACAUUUCAAAUGUGAAACAUGUUAUCAAUUUUGAUUUGCCAAGUGAUAUUGAAGAGUAUGUACAUCGGAUUGGCCGUACAGGACGUGUAGGAAACCUUGGUCUUGCUACCUCAUUUUUCAAUGAAAGAAAUAUAAAUAUCACGAAAGAUUUGUUGGAUCUUCUUAUUGAAGCUAAACAAGAAGUGCCAUCUUGGUUGGAAAAUAUGGCUUAUGAACACCACUAUAAGGGUAGCAGUCGUGGGCGUUCUAAGAGAUUCAGUGGAGGAUUUGGUGCCCGAGACUAUCGACAAAGUAGCAGUUCCAACAGUUCAGUUUUCAGUAGUAGUCGUGCAAGCAGCAGCCGCAGUGGUGGAGGUGGUUAUGGCAGCAGCAGAGGAUUUGGUGGAGGUGCCUAUGGAGGCUUCUACAACAGCGAUGGAUAUGGAGGAAAUUAUAGCUCCCAGGGGGUUGACUGGUGGGGCAAUUGAAUCUGCUUUGCAGCAAAGUCACCCUUUCAGAAAAGCUAAAAUGGAAACCACAUGUAACUUAGCCAGACUGUAUUGUGUAGCUUUUAGGACAUUACCAGCUGUGAUUCUCCUGAAAAUUCAAGAGACCUCAAAGCCAGAAGAAGAAAAGAGGAACAAUCAACAACACUGUUCAGAAGUUGGAAACCUAGUUGCUGUAGUUUGGAUCCCCUCCUGCUUAUUUCCAUCCCAAACUGCAUUUAUAAUUUUGUGGCUGAGAAUCAUUUGUUUGUUAAUGUACUGUAACUUUUAACUUCAGAAAACUUACUGUUUUGAUGUCCUGUUGGCUCAGUAAUGCUCAAGUUUUCAAUUGUUUUGACAAAGUAAAUUUGCUGAACUUGGGCUAAAAUCAAACCUUGGCACACAGCUGUGAUGCAAUUUAACAGGAAUCAUCAAUUCAUUCGUAAAUAUUCUAAGUGGAACAAACGAGCAGUAUCCUCCAUUAGGAUUUUUUGAUACUUGCAGAUUGGGGAGAAAAACAUAUAAGUAGUUUUUAAUGUGGCAAAGUGUACUAAGUUGAAGUUCUGACUUGCUCACUCUAUCCUGGUUAGGCACUUAGAACCUUGUAGUCUUUAAAUUAAGCCAUUCCAGUCAUGAUGAGGUGGCAUGUAUAAGUACAUUGAUAUAUUUUUCAAAGUAGUCUUUGAAGUUAAUGCAAGUAAAUACAGUAAUUUCUAAUGUUUAGGUUAUUAAUUCUAAAUUAGGCAAAUGUGGGCAUACUAUUUUAGAAAAACCUUAUAAAGAUUUGAUUUUUAAAGUGUUCAGGGGAGAUUUAAUCUGAGUUUUUAAAUGCCUGCCAUAAAUAAAAUUGAAAUGGGAGAUUGACUGACCAUGGCAGUGACCAGUCCUCUUUGUAGACCUGGUUGGAUUUUGGUCUUUAAUGUAUGCUAGUGUUGAUGUUUUUUGGUCAAGAGGAUACAAGCAGGAGGGAUUAUGCAGCAGGCUUUAUUUUAAUGCAGAUUGUCAUUACUCUGUUUAAGCUGCAUUGAAAGUUAAAAUGGCUUACACUUGUAGACUUUAUAAAUUGGAGUAAAAAAACCUGAAAUCCUUGAGAUCACACAGGUUCAAAAUAGGUACUGUACUACACAAGGUGUCAUUUCUGUAUAGUGCAGUUUUAGUGUAUUUUAGUUACAUAGGUUUCCAUUGUAUUUAUAGUUGCUUUAUGCUAAAUUUGGCAAAAGGUGGUGGUUUACCAACAAAAAAAAGCCUAUGCUGCUUGAAAUUCUGUGAUUUUGAGGUGGGAAAUGUGAUAUUUGUAGACUAAUCUUUAUAAUGGCAUAAGAAGGCAAAAAUUUCUUAAAGUGCAAUAGGUUUUCAAGCAUAUUGUGCCUUGUUCUAAAACUUUUAUGUAGGUGCACUUGACAGUAUUGAGGUAAUUUGUUAUGGUGCUAUUUUUAAUUAGUAUAGGUUUAGACUCUUGUACACUUUGCCCAUAACUUUUUACAAAGUACUCAUUUUAUUGCACAUUUGGAGACUUUUAUAUAUAUCUGUGUGUGUGUCCUUAAACUUCCAAUCUAAUUUUGUCUCUUGGAGAUUGUUGAACACAGCUUGUUAAUAACUUAGAUUCUAAAAUUUUAUUUGGGACCAUAGAAUGGUAGUUGAGAAGAAAACUUUGCACACAACAGACUUUAGAUACUUUUUGCUGCUAUAGUUUGUGUAAUAUUUAUUGAACAUUUUGACAAAUAUUUAUUUUUGUAAGCCUAACAGUUUAAAGAAACUUGACCAAAAGACAGUACAAAAACACUGGCACUUGAAUGUUGAAUGUCACCAUAUGUGAAAUUGUAUUUUUCAGGGUAGUGUGAGCUUUUAAUUGUUCAGUCCUAUAAAACUUGAGUCAAGCAGACCUGGCAUUGUCAAUGUGGGUAACAGUAACUUUGUGGCAAAAUUUAAGACAAAAUUGGCAACUUGAAAUUAAAACAUGCCAAGGUUUUGAUAACAUGUCUUAAAAUGUUAAGGAAAUAUUUCUAAAUACUGAUACAUAGCGUCCACAUUUUCAAAAAAAGUUUCAGUUUUAUGUACUUACAUGUUCUGUUGUUUAGUUUUCAGUGUCUGGCAUAUUGUAGUCCUCAAACAUGUGGUUAUCUUUUUGUAUUGCUAUAAUCAGUGACUUUUACAUUCAGUUUUGUUCAACCAGCAGUAUUUUCAGUGAAUAAGAAUAGACUUAAAUUUGCUGAAUGUAGAUAUUAAACCUCAAGUCACUGUAAAUUUAGUAAUUGCUUAUUGUAUUAGUUUUAGAUGCUAGCACUGCAUGUGCUAUGUUUAUUCUGGUUUUAUUAAAAUAAAGAGUUGAACACAA
This is a messenger RNA of Camelus dromedarius (Arabian camel), 4542 nucleotides long. Its product is annotated as ATP-dependent RNA helicase DDX3X-like. Gene Ontology annotation, cellular component: P granule; nucleus. The record is from RefSeq and is a predicted model, not a curated record. The transcript is spliced from 17 exons. Gene Ontology annotation, molecular function: ATP binding; RNA helicase activity; RNA binding. Gene Ontology annotation, biological process: gamete generation; cell differentiation. The coding region runs from base 231 to 2210 and encodes 659 amino acids. Lineage: Eukaryota; Metazoa; Chordata; Mammalia; Artiodactyla; Camelidae.